Penicillium coprophilum is the source of this 1086-nucleotide messenger RNA. RefSeq names its product alternative oxidase. Gene Ontology annotation, biological process: alternative respiration. Bases 1 to 1086 code for a protein of 361 amino acids. Lineage: Eukaryota; Fungi; Ascomycota; Eurotiomycetes; Eurotiales; Aspergillaceae. Gene Ontology annotation, cellular component: mitochondrion. Gene Ontology annotation, molecular function: alternative oxidase activity. The transcript is spliced from 3 exons. The record is from RefSeq and is a predicted model, not a curated record.
AUGAAUACUCUAUCAGCGAGGGCUCCCUUGCGGGCUACAGCAAGGCUGCAAUACCUGCCUCUUGCUGUACGAACCUACUCAGGCGUUGCAGCUACAACCUUCAAUCCCACAUGCGGGGCCAGCAAGCGUACAUCACCACUCAGCCUCACAUCCAAACGCCCUAUCUCGUCAACACCCCAGAAACAGAUUGAGGACUUUUUCCCAGCACCAAAGACUCCAAAUGUCAAGGAGGUAAAAACAGCUUGGGUGCAUCCAGUAUACACCGAGCAGCAAAUGCGAGAUAUUCGCAUUGCCCACAGACAAGCCGCAAACUGGUCCGAUUGGAUUGCCCUGGGAACUGUACGUUUCUUCCGAUGGGGUAUGGACACAGUGACAGGAUACAAACAUCCUAAGCCCGGCCAGGAACUACCGGCUAGGUUCAUAAUGACCGAGCGCAAGUGGCUCAAUCGGUUUAUCUUCUUGGAAAGUGUGGCCGGUGUCCCCGGGAUGGUGGGCGGCAUGCUGCGACAUCUCCGCAGUCUUCGCAAGAUGAAGCGAGACAAUGGAUGGAUUGAAACUCUGCUCGAAGAAGCAUACAACGAACGCAUGCAUCUCCUUACCUUCAUGAAAUUGGCUGAACCGGGCUGGUUCAUGCGCUUGAUGGUUCUCGGCGCUCAGGGUGUCUUCUUCAACGGCUUCUUUCUGGCCUAUCUGGCCUCUCCACGCAUCUGUCACAGGUUUGUGGGAUACCUUGAGGAGGAGGCAGUCAUCACAUACACUCGCGCUAUUGCGGAACUCGAGAAGGGCAAGCUCCCGGAGUGGAAUGAUCUUUAUGCACCCGAGAUUGCGAUCAAAUAUUGGCGGAUGCCAGAGGAUAAGCGCAAGAUGAGGGACCUGCUGUUGUAUGUCCGCGCGGACGAAGCCAAGCACCGCGAGGUUAAUCACACUCUCGCCAACCUCAAGCAGAAUGUGGAUCCCAACCCCUACCAGAUUGAGUACACCGAUCCGACCAUAAAGCAUCCGACGAAGAGUAUUGAUAACUUGAGACCAGAGGGCUGGGAUCGCAAGGAAAUCUAUUCUAUUGAAGCGACACAGGCCAAGUCUUGA